Messenger RNA from [Torrubiella] hemipterigena, 2422 nucleotides. The record is from the annotation of a GenBank genome assembly. Lineage: Eukaryota; Fungi; Ascomycota; Sordariomycetes; Hypocreales; Clavicipitaceae.
UGGGUUUUUAAUUUGCGCCACCACAGAGAGAGUUGUCGGUUUAAAGGUUCAACGGUGCCCCUCCCAACCGCCAGCUGGUAGCUGUCUUUGCUCUUCUUCUUUUUUUAUUCUCUUCUUCUGUCUUCUUCUUCUUGCACAGUAGACAGCCUCAUCCCCCAUUGUCUCUCCUUCUGGCAGCGCUAUCCCGCCCUGCUGCUGCCGCUUGCGCUACGACGCUUAUCCACUUUCCGUCGGUGCCUGUCUCACCUCCAACGCCGUCUUCGUCGCACAAUCCUGUUCUUUUUUGCCUGUGUCGUGCUCCACGUGAGGCUUGGAAAGCUUUCUUUGUUCGUCGACGACCAGGCAAGUCGAUAGUUUGUAAAACUUGCAAACACAGAAUCGUCACUGGUGCUGUCCUUCUCUUCCACGUAGCCCUUUCUUCCCUCGUCACUUCUUCAAGAUGGGCGCAAAAGAGUACUCCGACGAAAAAAUGGUGGGCAACGGCCACGAUCUCAACCUCGAGGCCAGCCAGCCGCCCAUGGUCGAAAAUGUCGAGUACAACCUCGCUGCUCAGCACGACCAGCUUGAGCGUGGUCUCGAAUCCCGCCAUAUCCAGUUCCUGGCCCUCGGAGGUGCCAUUGGUACCGGUCUCUUUGUCGGUUCUGGUGUUAUUCUCCGAGAUGCCGGCCCUGCUCCCCUCUUCAUGGCCUACCUCAGCAUGAUGCUCAUCGUCUGGGUCGUCAUGAACAACCUUGCCGAAAUGGUCACCUACCUCCCGAUGCGUGGUAUCACCGUCCCCUACUUUAUCGAACGCUUUCUCGACCCGAGUUUGGCUUUUGCUGCUGGCUGGAACUAUUGGUAUGCGUACGCUAUUCUCGUCGCCGCCGAGGCCAAUGCUGCAGCUUUCGUCAUUGAUUAUUGGAAAGUCAACGUCAGCGUUGGUGUCUGGAUCGCCAUCAUUCUCAUCGUCAUCCUCUUCCUCAACAUUAUUGCCGUCCGAUUCUUUGGUGAGGCUGAAUUUUGGUUCGCCAGUAUCAAACUCAUCACAAUCAUUGGUCUCAUCAUCCUCGGCAUCGUCAUCUUCUUUGGUGGUGGUCCUAACCAGGGGCACCAGGUGCGCGGCUUCUACUAUUGGAAGACGCCAGGUGCGUUUGUAGGGUUCCAUGGAAUAGGAGGAGACAAAGGGCGCUUCCUGAGCUACUGGUACGCCUUCAUCAAGGCUGGUUUCGCCUUCAUCACCUCCCCCGAGCUGAUUGCUAUUGCUGCUGGUGAAACCGUCGCUCCUCGCCGAAACAUUCCCAAGGCUGCCCGCCGCUUCGUCGCCCGUCUCGCCAUCUUCUACGGAUGUGCCUCUCUCGUAAUUGGCAUUCUCGUUGCUUAUGACGAUCCCAUUCUCCUCAGUGCUAUCAAAUCUGGUGAGUCUGGAGCUGCUGCUUCGCCUUUUGUCAUUGGCAUCCAAAACGUGGGUAUCAACGUUCUCGAUCACAUCAUCAACGCCGCCAUCCUCACCUCGGCCUGGUCUGCCGGAAACUCCUUCCUGUACUCUGGAAGCCGUAUUUUGUAUUCCAUGUCCAUCAACGGUCAGGCCCCAACCUUUUUCAGCAAGACGAACCGAUUCGGUCUUCCCUGGGUUGCCGUCCUCUUCACUUGGCUCCCGGGUUUGCUCGCCUUCCUCAACUUGUCUGCGUCCUCUACCGAAGUCUUCAACUGGCUGUCCAGCUUGACCACCAUUUCUGGUUACAUUGCAUGGAUCAUCAUCAUGUUCACGUACCUGCGCUUCCGCAAGGCCAUGAUCUACAACGGGCUGCUGUCUGAGCUUCCCUACAAGACCGCUCUUCAGCCCUACGCCACCUACGUUGCAGUGUUUGUUGUCACCGUCUUGACAAUCACCAACGGCUUUGCCUCGUUUUUGGGCGAGUUUGACUACAAGGCGUUCUUGACGUCUUACAUUACAAUUCCCCUCUUCUUGAUCUUCUAUAUCACUCACAAGGUCUUCUUCCGCACGAGACUCAUUAUCCCUAUCCACGAAAUCGACUGUAUAACAGGAAAGAAGGAGAUGGACGAGAUGGAGGCCAGAGAGAGGCCUAGAGUAGCAAAGAACAUGCUGCAGAAGAUCUGGUACUGGAUAGCCUAAAGAGGCUCUAUCGUUGUUGUUGUCUGUGUCUACUAUUUUAUUUGCUUCCAUGUAUUUAGCUGCGAUUGUUUACGAUGACCUGAGAUAUCUGCAUAUGAAAUGUUACCUCAUGAUUUAGCUUACCGAUGCGGUUUAGUCCUCGUCUGUUUUUUUGUGCCUUCGGUUGUGUACUACACGUCAGAAGGGCUGGUGCCGAGUGUCUAUUGUAGGGUGGGUUGUUUGCGAGUAUUAUAUCUCCGCUCUCUAGCCUGCAACAGCAAACUCGCCGAGAAUGCCAGAUUAGAUAGAUAGAAUUUAUCAUUUUGCCCU